This is a messenger RNA of Rhododendron vialii, 1905 nucleotides long. Its product is annotated as serine--tRNA ligase, chloroplastic/mitochondrial-like. Gene Ontology annotation, cellular component: mitochondrion. The coding region runs from base 94 to 1602 and encodes 502 amino acids. The transcript is spliced from 10 exons. Gene Ontology annotation, biological process: mitochondrial seryl-tRNA aminoacylation. NCBI's taxonomy places the organism in Eukaryota, Viridiplantae, Streptophyta, Magnoliopsida, Ericales, Ericaceae. Gene Ontology annotation, molecular function: ATP binding; serine-tRNA ligase activity; tRNA binding. The record is from RefSeq and is a predicted model, not a curated record.
UCUGUCGCCUAUAGGAUAGUCAUAGCAGAGUAGCAGUUCCAAUUCCAAACACAGUGGCAUUGGCAUCGUCAUCCCUCACGGACUGGAGAAGCGAUGGGCUUCCGAUGCUCUUCUCCCAUUUUCAGACCAUUCUCCAAAACCCUAACCUUAGGUCUCCUCCUCUCUCCCCACAAACAACCCUCCCUCCUUCCAAUACGUCUCCCCAGAGCUCUCUCCGCCGCCCCAGCCUUCCAACCCACUCCCUCUCCAAUCCCCGACGACACAGUUGUGAAACCGCAGUGGAAAGCGGCAAUAGAUUUCAAGUGGAUACGGGACAAUAAAGCUGCUGUCGCGGUCAAUGUCAAGAACCGGAAUUCGAAUGCUAAUUUGGAACUGGUACUUGAUCUAUACGAGAGGAUGUUGAAUGUACAGAAGGAAGUUGAAAGGAUUCGUGCUGAAAGGAAUGUGGUUGCUAACAAGAUGAAAGGAAAACUGGAACCCUCUGAGCGUCAGAAGCUAAUAGAAGAAGGGAAGAAUCUGAAGGAAGGACUUGUAACUUUGGAAGAAGACCUGCUUAAACUUACGGAGGAGCUCCAGCAGGAAGCACAACGUAUACCGAAUAUGACCCACCCAGAAGUUCCAGUAGGAGGGGAAGAUUGCUCUGCGCUAAGAAAAAUGAUUGGUAGCCCCAGGGGGUUUGGCUUCCCUAUCAAGGAUCACGUUCAACUCGGGAAAGAUCUAGAUCUCAUUGAGUUUGAUGCUGCUGCAGGGGUCAGCGGGUCAAAGUUCUACUACCUGAAGAAUGAAGCAGUUUUACUAGAGAUGGCCCUUAUAAACUGGACCAUCAUGGAAGUCAUGAGGAGGGGCUUUACACCUCUUAUAACCCCGGAAAUAGUGAGAUCCUCUGUUGUUGAAAAAUGUGGAUUCCAACCUCGUGGGGAAAAUACACAGGUUUAUUCUAUAGAGGGCAGUGAUCAAUGCCUUAUUGGCACGGCAGAGAUUCCGGUGGGGGGAAUCCAUAUGGACUCUAUUCUCACUGAGUCAGCCUUACCUUUGAAGUAUGUAGCUUACUCCCAUUGCUUUCGUACCGAAGCUGGUGCUGCUGGCACAGCAACAAGGGGCCUAUAUAGGGUCCACCAGUUCAGCAAGGUGGAGAUGUUCAUCCUUUGCCGACCUGAAGAAAGUGAUUCUUAUCAUGAGGAGUUAAUUGGAAUUGAAGAGGACCUCUUUUCAUCACUAGGAUUUCAUUUUAAGACCCUAGAUAUGGCUUCAGUGGAUUUAGGGGCACCUGCAUAUCGUAAAUUUGAUGUGGAGGCAUGGAUGCCAGGUUUAGGACGAUUUGGUGAGAUAUCAAGUGCCUCAAAUUGUACUGAUUACCAAAGUCGUCGACUGGGAAUCCGGUACCGCCCUGAAGCAUCAUCGUCCACAAAUCCCCAAAAGGGUAAAGGCAAUCUUGCUCCACCUCAAUUUGUGCACACAUUAAAUGCCACAGCUUGUGCUGUUCCGCGGAUGAUGAUAUGUUUGCUUGAGAAUUACCAGCAAGAAGAUGGUUCCGUUAUUGUCCCCGAGCCAUUGAGGCCCUUUACAGGUGGACUUGAGGUGAUUACACCGAAAUCCAGAUAGGAUAAUGACAAGUUAUAUGUAUUUCAAGUUUCACUGUAUUUGCAGCACUACAUUGCAACUAUUUUUUGCAAAUUCACGGGUUUCAAGUUUCAUUGAUAUUUUUCUUCUCAUUUUUUACCCUAUUUACAUUGAGCAGUACCUUGUUACGCGUCACCAGUAUUUCGAAUAACCGAAAAGAGGGACUAGGCUUAAGGAAACUAGCCAAGUCACAUAAUGUGAGCAAGAGCAUGAAUGUGUCUUGUAAAAACAUUCUAUUCUAUUGGAUGAUUAUUUGACUUAGGUUUUACGAUUCCUUUUUAAUCA